This is a messenger RNA of Brienomyrus brachyistius, 2544 nucleotides long. It is a transcript of the gene gnai2a, whose product is annotated as guanine nucleotide binding protein (G protein), alpha inhibiting activity polypeptide 2a. The transcript has 10 exons. NCBI's taxonomy places the organism in Eukaryota, Metazoa, Chordata, Actinopteri, Osteoglossiformes, Mormyridae. Gene Ontology annotation, molecular function: GTP binding; GTPase activity; G-protein beta/gamma-subunit complex binding. Gene Ontology annotation, cellular component: heterotrimeric G-protein complex. The coding region runs from base 510 to 1577 and encodes 355 amino acids. The record is from RefSeq and is a predicted model, not a curated record. Gene Ontology annotation, biological process: gamma-aminobutyric acid signaling pathway; adenylate cyclase-modulating G protein-coupled receptor signaling pathway.
UUUGGAUACGGGUGUGGCGCCAGUCAGACAGAGCGCUGAAUCAGACUAGCACGGUAACGGUGGAGUAGGCUGGACGGCUGAGCUGCGACGGAUUCGGUCAGUGUGUUUAUUCAGAUUUGCGCUUGGCAGUCAGGACCGGACGCCUUCGGGUUCCGAUCCGACCCGAUCAUUCCCGUCGCCUCCGGUCCGCCCUGAUUCUAUCCAUUUACAGUUGUCGGACUUCUGCUUUCCACGUUAGUGGGCAUUUCAUCAUCAUCAUCAUCAUCAUCACCUAACUUUUAAAGGACCGUUAUGCUCCGUUUCUAAGAGGCUGUUCCAGGAGAUUCGCUUCUAACUUCAGAGCCUGAGAUACGCGAGUUUCCCUCCAUCGGUGAUACUUAGUCUCGCCGGCUUCGUGAGAUUUCCGAAAGCACCACACGGAUGGAUUAUUAGUUUCCUGUUUUCACAAGCGAAACGCCAAAGUUUAGAGUACGCUGACGGUUUGUAAGGUCUUCUGAAACACCCAAACCAUGGGCUGCACGGUCAGUCAGGAGGACAAGGCGGCCGCCGAGAGGUCCAAGAUGAUCGAUAGGAACCUGCGGGAGGAUGGCGAAAAGGCGGCCAGAGAAGUGAAGCUGCUGCUGCUGGGUGCUGGCGAGUCGGGAAAGAGCACCAUCGUGAAGCAGAUGAAGAUCAUCCAUGAAGCUGGCUACUCAGAAGACGAGUGCAGACAGUACAGAGCUGUAGUUUACAGCAACACCAUCCAGUCCAUCAUGGCUAUCAUCAAAGCCAUGGCCAAUCUGAAGAUUGAUUAUGAGGACCCAGGCCGGGUGGACGAUGCCCAGCAGCUCUUCGCCCUGGCUGCCACAGCUGAGGAGCAGGGUGUGCUUCCAGAAGAACUGGCCAAAGUGGUGCAUCGGCUGUGGGCUGACGGCGGAGUUCAGGGCUGCUUUACGCGGGCGCGGGAGUAUCAGCUCAACGACUCUGCUGCCUACUACCUGAAUGACCUGGACAGAAUAGCCAGAUCGGACUACAUUCCCACCCAGCAGGAUGUGCUACGUACACGUGUCAAGACCACCGGCAUCGUGGAGACCCAUUUUACCUUCAAGGACCUUCACUUCAAGAUGUUUGACGUGGGGGGCCAGCGCUCCGAGAGGAAGAAAUGGAUCCACUGCUUCGAGGGCGUGACUGCCAUCAUCUUCUGCGUGGCCCUGAGCGCCUAUGAUCUGGUGCUGGCUGAGGAUGAGGAGAUGAACCGCAUGCACGAGAGCAUGAAGCUGUUCGACAGCAUCUGCAACAACAAGUGGUUCACUGAGACCUCCAUCAUCCUGUUCCUCAACAAGAAGGACCUGUUCGAGGAAAAGAUCACACGCAGCCCUCUGACCAUCUGCUUCCCAGAGUACAGCGGAACCAACAAUUAUGAUGAGGCAUCCAGCUACAUUCAGUCCAAGUUUGAGGAUCUGAACAAAAAGAAGGAAACCAAGGAGAUCUACACCCACUUCACCUGCGCCACAGACACCAAGAACGUGCAGUUUGUCUUUGAUGCUGUUACCGACGUCAUCAUCAAGAACAACCUUAAGGACUGCGGCCUCUUCUAGAGUCGGGGUGGCGGGGUGCUGAGGAUUACUUGAACAGCUCUAAGAAUCAGAAGGAUGAAGUGAGACCAUGAGGACCGCCUGCCUGCACUGGCCUGCAAAGAAUUCCUGCUCUAAUCUGCUUCUGUGUGUAAAACAGAGACUUAACCAGAGAACCUCGCAGAAUGUCACCACCGCCGAUCUCCUACUGCCGCAUCUCCUUCUGUUUUUGUGGUAUUCUGUUGUAUGUUUGAUAUUUAAUUUUAAGGGGGUUUCCAUAUAUUUUUUUAACUCCUUGGGUGACCUACGACCACAGAUUAACAAUUUGUUUCUUUUGUUGUUUUUCAUUCUUUAGCAGACGCAAAAAUUAAAUCUUUUAUAUAAAAAAAAAUGCAUUUAUUUUACUUUUUCAAGAUGUGGUGUGAAGGUUUGAUGGAACUUUUAAAUUGCAACAAGCUUAUUUUUUAAAAGGAGCUGGGCAUGAUUAGAAAAAACCUGAAUGAGAAGAAAAUGCUUUAAUAUGUUUACAUGAAGUUGUCGUUCUUAGAUUCAUCCCCUUUUGGUCCUGCGUGUCUGUUCAUAGUUGGAUAUUGGCUCCAGGGAAAACACAGAACAGCAUAUCAUUCCUUUAUAAAUGAAAAAUAAAUAACUAAAUUACAAAGCUUCAUACAGAGUGAAGAAACUACAAGAUUUUAACUGGUAUUUAAAAUAUGUAUUUACCUAACAUUCUUUUUUUAAUGGUUACAUUCUAUAUCUUUGAAAGUAUGUUCUGUGCCUUGACUUCUGUUAAUAUCUGACUCCUUAAAUUGCUUUAUCAGUAGUAUAUAUAGACUUAACUUAGGCCUAAUUUCCAUUUCAGUUCCUUCACGUUGCUGAAAAACAAGGUUAGUUGUUACGACAGAAUCUAACACAGAAAUGGGUAGUGUUGUUUUCAUACAGAUAAAGAAAAAUCUUUUAAAUGAUUUUAAUUUAAAUAAAAGGUGCCAUUAGA